UCCUCCGCCCCCUCCCCCCCAGCCCGACCCAUCUCGGGCUUUGCCGCAGCAGCAGCCGCCGGAGCAGCAGCAGCAGGAGCAGCAGCAGUAGCCGCCGCCGCGGCCCCAGCACCAGCCCAGGCGGCGCGCGCCCCCAGCGGGCCCGGGAAAAGGCGCGCGCGCUCGCUCCCCAGUUGGCGCGCGCCGGCGCCCCCUGGCGGCCGGAGGGGGCAGCGCGGAGCCCGGCGGAGGCGAGCUCGCAAGGAGGGAGGGCUUCGUCACCGGGUCCUCCGGGAGCCCAGCUAGCCAGCCCAGAGGCGCAGCCAGGCAGCCCGGCGGCCAGGCGGGCAUGUGGGCGGGAGAGGCGGCCGGCCAGGUGUAGACGCGCCCGCCCGCCUGCCGCCCGCCGCCCACGCAGCCGCCGCAGCCCCAGCCGCGCGGCGGCGGCGCGCCCGCUCCGCCAGCCAGCCUUGCCCUACCUGCCCGCCCGUGCCCACCUGCAGCCAUGGAGCGGGUCGGCGACGCGGCGGCCGCGUCCUGCGGCGGCGGCGGUGGCGGGCCUGGGCCCGGGGCCCCGGGGCCCUCGGCCGGCUGCUACACGUACCAGGUGAGCCGGCACAGCACGGACAUGCUGCACAACCUGAACCAGCAGCGCAAGAACGGCGGCCGCUUCUGCGACGUGCUGCUGCGCGUGGGCGACGAGAGCUUCCCGGCCCACCGCGCCGUGCUGGCGGCCUGCAGCGAGUACUUCGAGUCCGUGUUCAGCGCCCAGCCGGCGGACGGCGGCGCGCCCGGGGGCCCCGACGGCCCGCAGGAGGCGGCGGGCGGCGGCGCGGGCGGCGCGCCGGGGGCGGCGGGCGGCGGCGGCCCCAGCCGCGAGCUGGAGAUGCACACCAUCAGCUCCAAGGUCUUCGGGGACAUCCUGGACUUCGCCUACACGUCGCGCAUCGUGGUGCGCCUCGAGAGCUUCCCCGAGCUCAUGACGGCCGCCAAGUUCCUGCUCAUGCGCUCCGUCAUCGAGAUCUGCCAGGAGGUCAUCAAGCAGUCCAACGUGCAGAUCCUGGUGCCUCCUGCCCGCGCUGACCUCAUGCUCUUCCGGCCCCCGGGGGCCGCCGACCUGGGCUUCCCCCUGGACAUGACCAACGGGGCCGGCUUGGGGCCUGGUGGCAGCGGCAUCGCGGGCAGCGUGCCGCCCGACGACGAGGCGGCCCGGGCCGCAGGUGCCGCCGCCGCGGCCGGCCAGGCCGCACUGCCCGUGCUUCCGGGCGUGGACCGCCUGCCCAUGGUGGCCGGGCCCCUGUCCCCACAGCUGCUGGCCUCGCCCUUCCAGAACGUGGGUGGCGCUGCCCCACCCCUGAGCGGCAAGCGAGGCCGUGGCCGCCCGCGCAAGGCCAACCUGCUGGACUCGAUGAUGUUCGGGGCCCCCGGGGGCCUCCGCGAAGCCGGCAUCCUCCCGUGCGGCCUCUGCGGGAAGGUGUUCACCGACGCCGGCCGCCUACGGCAGCACGAGGCCCAGCACGGCGUCACCAGCCUGCAGCUGGGCUACAUAGACAUCCCCCCGCCACGCGUGGGCGAGAACGGGCUGCCCGUCCCCGAGGACCCCGACGGGCCGCGCAAGAGGAGCCGCACCCGCAAGCAGGUGGCCUGCGAGAUCUGCGGCAAGAUCUUCCGAGACGUGUACCACCUGAACCGGCACAAGCUCUCCCACUCUGGGGAGAAGCCCUACUCCUGCCCCGUGUGCGGCCUGCGCUUCAAGCGCAAAGACAGGAUGUCCUACCACGUCCGCUCCCACGACGGCUCCGUGGGCAAGCCCUACAUCUGCCAGAGCUGCGGCAAAGGCUUCUCCAGGCCAGAUCAUCUGAAUGGACACAUCAAGCAGGUGCACACGUCUGAGAGGCCUCACAAGUGUCAGACCUGUAACGCUUCCUUUGCCACCCGUGACCGCCUGCGCUCCCACCUGGCCUGCCACGAAGACAAGGUACCCUGCCAGGUGUGCGGGAAGUACUUGCGGGCGGCAUACAUGGCAGAUCACCUGAAGAAACACAGCGAAGGACCAAGCAACUUCUGCAGUAUCUGUAAUCGAGUGAAGGUUGAGUUGACCACUAAGAGUGAGAGUGAGCCCAGAGAUCCUCUGAAAACUUCUGUGGACAUCAGGGACAGUGCGACUCAGCAUUUGGAGGCACUGGACAUGAAGAAUUCCCUGGCUGUUCCGACCAUGUGGUGACCCAGCCCUGGAAGGACUUGGCACCUUGCAGGUGACCAAGUAUCAGCCUCGAGGAGGAUGUGUCCAGGCUGGGAGCUCUGGAGGUCCUGGCCCAUGGACGGAAGCUGACUCACAGCAAGAGGGGUUUCUUCAUUGAAGAAAAGGACCACAACAAAAUAUCGGUCCAAACUUGGCCCAUUUCCCAAUAGAUAGGUGUUUAGAUAGUUACAGGGCUGAGGUGAAAUGUGAAAUGCCUACUCAGAGGUCGAUCCUGUAAAGGGCUUUGUGUUCGAAUGAGAUGUAAGUAUCAGCGCCCCAGCAGAUUAUAACAAUAGCGAUUAGUUAACCGAUCUUAUUUUAACUUUGUUCUUGUCAAAUGUGGGUUUGUGACUGCUCUGUGUUUAGCAUUCAUCCCUUCUAUGUGUAGGAGGUAAAUACCUGUCCCAUACCUGAUUCGUAUUUGUAACUCUCCCCUUUUGAGGAAGCCCUAGACAUAAAAAUAAGCUUUAAAUAAUAUAUCCCUUGGGAUCCUAGGGUGGGAGGAUUAAUAAAACAAGAAGGAUUAGAAAUGGGAGCCUAACCCCUCUCAUUAGAAGUCAGGCUCUUCCAGGCCUGUACUUAGGCCAAAUCUCAUGUCUGUUUUCAGAAUAAAGGGGUCCCUUAUGAGGGAAAAAUGAGAAUCCCCCAAACCCUGUGGGCCCAGCAGGGGUUCCUGAAUGUUAGAUGUUGUUUUAGUAAUUAAUAUGUGUAUAUUUCCCCCAAUAUUGAACCAACUCUUCAUUCCUGGUAUAAAUCCAACCUGGUCAUAGUUUAUAAUCUUUUUAAUCUAUUGCUAUAGCUUCUGCUAAUAUUUUGUGCUCUAUUAGUUUUGAGUAGAUAUUCAUUAGAAAUAUUGAUCUAUGAUUUUAUUUCUCGGACAUCUCUUCCUGUUUGAGGUAUCAGGAUUGUCUCUUAGAAGGAAUUUGGUAGGGUGCUGUCUUUCACUCUUUUUUUGAAGUUUUGAGUUCUAAAUUCUCCCUCCCUGUUUUUGGCAAUUUGUGCAGAAUUUGAAUGAAUUAUUCUUUGAAUAUUUGAUAUAAUUUACUUCUAAAUCCAUCUGGUCCUAGGGUGUUUUUCCUUUGGGAGUUGAUUGAUAGCUUAUUCAAUUUCUCUUUUCUGAGAUUGGUUUAUUUAAUCUCUAUUUCUUAUUCUAAUCAUCUGAGUGCUUUAUAUUUUUUGUAAAUAUUUCUCCAUUUAAUUUUAGAUAUUUUUCCUGACCUAUAAUUCAGAAAAGUUGUUUCUAAUAAUUUUCAUUAUUUCUUUAUCAUUUGUUGUGAGUUCUCCUUUCUUAUCUUAGAUACUGGCAAUUUGAUUUCUCUCUCACACUCUCUCUUUCAUCAGAUUAACUAAAGGUUUGUCUGUUUUAUUAAUUGCCCCCCCAAAAAAAUCCCAUAUAGAUUUAUUUGACCAUUUCAGUAGUUUGUUUGUGUGUUCAAUUUUAUCUCAUCUUUGAUUUUAAGUAUUUCUAUUUUUGUAUUUAGUUGGGGUGUUACGAUUUUUUGCUUUUCUGGUUUAUUUAGUUGCAUGUGCAAUUCAUUGAUCUGAUCUUUCUCUCUUUUGUUAGUGAAAGCAUUUAGUAACAUAAUUUUUUCUUUAAGGACUGCUUUGGCUGCAUCCCAAAAGUCUUAGCAUGAUGUCUCUUUGUUACCCUUUAAUUAAUGAAAUUAAUCUAUUGUUUUUAUGGUUUGUUAGUUAACCCACCAAUUCUUUAAAAUUAAAUAAUUUACUUCCCAUUUUCAG
Messenger RNA from Dromiciops gliroides (monito del monte), 3961 nucleotides. RefSeq names its product POZ/BTB and AT hook containing zinc finger 1 (gene PATZ1). Gene Ontology annotation, biological process: regulation of cytokine production; negative regulation of transcription by RNA polymerase II; regulation of immune system process. NCBI's taxonomy places the organism in Eukaryota, Metazoa, Chordata, Mammalia, Microbiotheria, Microbiotheriidae. Bases 485 to 2203 code for a protein of 572 amino acids. The transcript is spliced from 5 exons. The record is from RefSeq and is a predicted model, not a curated record. Gene Ontology annotation, cellular component: nucleus. Gene Ontology annotation, molecular function: protein binding; RNA polymerase II cis-regulatory region sequence-specific DNA binding; DNA-binding transcription factor activity, RNA polymerase II-specific.